AAGCCUCAUAUCAACCAUCACCAUUUGCUUACUGAAUCCUUUUAGGCAAGUAAAGAGAAGAGGUGUCCAUUACAAUGGAGAAGGCAGGGUUAGCAGAGUUUAAUGAGGAGAUUGUGGAGAGUUGCCUUGUGCAACCAUGCCUGCCUUCGCCCAGACCCACUCUCUAUCUCUCCAACCUUGAUAACCAGCCAGUUGUGAGAAUGGCAGUUAAUAUGUUGCUUGUGUAUGAGGGCUGUGCAAAUGUUUUGCCAGAUCCUGCAAAUACAAUCCGAGAUGCUCUAUCAAAGGUAUUGGUGUAUUAUUAUCCUCUGGCUGGGAGACUGAGAAAGAAAGAAGAUGGGAAGUUUCAAGUGGAGUGCACAGGAGAAGGUGUUCUUUUUCUGGAAACCCUGGUAGAUAAGAGCCUGUCGAUACUUGGAGAUUUGGAGCAGCUGAUUUUUAGGUUCCCUUUCGAUACAGCUCUGGAGGACGUGCAUCUCAUGGUUCUCCGGGUAAACCAUUUCACAUGUGGAGGCUUUGUUGUAGAAGUGACUUUCCAUCAUAUGGUACAUGAUGAACGAGGGGUUGCGAAAUUUCUAAUAGAUCUUGGAGAGAUGGCUAAGGGUCAUGUUAAGUCAUUUAUCAAACCAAUAUCGGAUAGAGAGCUUCUUAAACCAAGAAAUCUAUUGGCUCAAGACUUAAAAUUGAUUGAAGAAAAAAUAGAGAGUACAUCUCAUUCAUGGAAACCUCCAAUAUAUGAAGAAGCAAUUCAAAUGUCUCUUAUAUUUCACUCUGGGACUAUUCAAUAUAUGAAACAAGGAAUGAUGCAAGAAUGAACAAGGACCAAAGCAUUUGAAAUUCCACUUACUCAAAGUGUAAAAUUUUUAUUUGCAGUAGAUGUGAAAGGAUCAUUUAAUCCCCCAUUACCAAAUGGAUACUAUGGAAAUGUUGUUGUUUUGGCAUGUGCACAAGCUACUAUCAAUGAUGUCAUGAACCAACCACUUUCAUAUGUAAUGAACAUUAUAUAGAAAACAAAGAUGUCACUAAAUAAUGAGUAUCUUAGAUCAACAAUUAAUAUGGACCAAUUUCCAUCAAAUAUUCUCAAUAACCUAGCUAAUUUGCUAUUGAGUGAUUGGAGGUCGUUGGGAUUUAAUGAAGUCAACUUUGGGUCAGGAAGUCCAAUGAAUAUAUGCCCUAUUCACUGGAAUGAGAAUGGA
Molecule: messenger RNA, 1196 nt
Organism: Cryptomeria japonica (Japanese cedar)
Lineage: Eukaryota; Viridiplantae; Streptophyta; Pinopsida; Cupressales; Cupressaceae
Product: 3'-N-debenzoyl-2'-deoxytaxol N-benzoyltransferase-like
Exons: 2
Coding region: 75-815 (246 amino acids)
Source: RefSeq, a predicted model, not a curated record